UUAUCCUUUAAAUACUAACUAAUCAACAAUUAUUUGAAAACCUCAAUGCAGAGAAACCCAACACCCCCCGCUCACCCCUCCCCCUCCACAAUUCCUCUCUCUCGCUCUCUCUCUAUAUAUAUAUAUAUCGCCCCAGCAUAGAUCGACGACCUUAGCGUACUCCUCAUCACCCCCUCCACCGCCUCUCUCCUCGCCGCUUCUUAACGUAGUAGUGCGGGUGCCGGGGGAAGGAGAUGCUCGCGUUUGCCCUAGCGCCGGCGGCGGCGGCGGCGGCGGCGAGGAGGUGCGCCGCCGCAUCCGUUCCCGGGGCGGCGCCGCCGGGGUUAGGGUUGCGGGGGUGGGGGAGGAGCGGGGGUGGGGAGGUGGCGAGGUCGAGGAGUCGGCGGAGCGAGAGCGUCGCAAUGGAGCCGGGGGGGGCGCGGCGGGGAUGCGGCCGAGACAGGCCAGCGAUGAAGGGUACAUAUGAAGGAGCUUAAGUCGCUUUCUGGUUGGAGAGAUAGGAUUGGUGAUAACGGAAAUUGUCUGCCAUCUUGAGAACAAAUACUGGUGAUAUCCGUUAUUGUAUGAUAGUUCAGCUCUUUAAUGCAAGUGAUGGAGAACCUUGUAAGGACUACUGUUGGAAUGUCAACAAACAUCGUAUGGCAUGAGUGUUCGAUUGGUAAACUUGAGAGGCAAAAUCUAUUGAUGCAAAAAGGAUGUGUCAUAUGGAUCACAGGUUUCAGUGUUUCAGGAAAAAGCACUCUUGCAUCCAUGCUUAACCGACAGUUGCAUUGCAGAGGACAUGUUUCUUAUGUCCUUGAUGGUGACAAUCUUAGACAUGGUCUAAACAAAGAUCUGAGUUUCAAAGCAGAGGAUCGUGCAGAAAACAUAUGCAGAGUUGGGGAAGUAGCAAAGCUUUUUGCGGAUGCUGGUGUAAUAUGCACGGCCAGUUUGAUCUCUCCAUACAGAAGAGACCGAGAUGCUUGCCGUGCUCUAGUGCCCGAUUCUAUGUUUAUUGAAGUUUUCAUGGAUGUGCCCCUGAAGGUUUGUGAAGAAAGGGAUCCAAAAGGCUUGUAUAAACUAGCACGCGCAGGAAAGAUCAAAGGUUUUACUGGAAUAGAUGAUCCAUAUGAGCCACCCAUGGAUUGUGAGAUAGUAAUACAGUUGAAAGACGGAAAAUACCAGACCCCUAAAGCUAUGGCUGAACAAGUAGUCACUUACCUCGAAGAGAAUGGAUAUUUGAAGGCAUAGCAUCAUUUUGAAUUCGUUUUGCAACGUGUGAACUCACUAAUCGCAUACAAUCAGUGACUCAGUAAGUAUUAGAGUACAGUAGAGCACAAGAAACAACCAGUUUCGGUGCGUCUUCUUUUGCUGCACUAUCUGUUGAAUCCUUCCUUCAAAGUUAACAUACAUACGUACAUACACACGCAUACAUCGGUCUUAUUUGUAUAUGUUAAAUUGUGCAGUUAUCAGAUUGUAGCAGAGUAAUGUCUUGUUUUAUGUACAAUAAUAAUAUGACAAUGUAGCAUUUGAUGGUUUUAA
Messenger RNA from Ananas comosus (pineapple), 1521 nucleotides. Its product is annotated as adenylyl-sulfate kinase 3-like. Bases 583 to 1230 code for a protein of 215 amino acids. Gene Ontology annotation, biological process: sulfate assimilation. The record is from RefSeq and is a predicted model, not a curated record. NCBI's taxonomy places the organism in Eukaryota, Viridiplantae, Streptophyta, Magnoliopsida, Poales, Bromeliaceae. Gene Ontology annotation, molecular function: ATP binding; adenylylsulfate kinase activity. The transcript has 9 exons.